CCCAAACAGGGCGAUUGGGGUGAUUUCACUGACUUGGUGUGUCUAAAAAUCCUUGGGGAAGUUGGGUUUAUUAAGAAAGGACUAGUGGGUAAGUUACACUGCGAAAAAGCUAUAAUUUCCCUAUUAAGUAUAAAACGCGCUUGAUUUAAAAGGGAACAACGUUGAGGGCAAAGUCUCAACAGAAAUUUGCAUUGUCGUUAAAGUCACGCAAUAAUACACACCCAGGCGGAUGGCAUUCCUCUCUUACAAAGGAGGACAUAAGUUGGGAAAAAAGUCCAGUAAGUUACGAUGGAAACUAUAUGUCACCGUUCAGUAAUAGGGAGUGAAGUCGUGUCUCCCUAGUGACGCAAGACGAACACAAAAUCAUCGUUUCCUCGCGGUUUUGAGAUUAGGUCGUUCGUAUUUCCUAAGGCUGUGUUCGCCACGGAAUCUUCGUCACUAUUGUAUUAAAAAUAAGUUGACUUCUAUUUAGCUUUCUUUCUUUAAUUUUAUUAGUUUCGUUUAAAUCCUCUUUUAAUUAUGUCGAAAUAUCUUGCAACAGUGAAUUAAAAGAGCCAUCUUUACUUCAUAGAUUGCAACCUCUAAUUUUAAUUUUGCAGGUGACUGAUUUUGGAUCACGUUCCCCAAUGAAAAACCUUUAGAAUAGUUUCACCUCCAAGCUCAAAUUUUUACUUUCAAUACCUCUAUUUCAGUGCACUUUCUCUUGGUCAAGUUAUUUUUGUAAAUUAGAAACUAUUUAACGAUUCAAAAAGCGAUUCAAUUUAGUGAUCUUGGUAGAACCCAUUUGUGCAUAUUUUAGAUCACUUGCUCUCUCAACGGUCCAUGUCCUCGAUGUUUAAUUAUCUGCACGUAGGGUUUUAUCAGAUUCUGCUUGUCGCCUAAAAGUUGAUUUUUUUUUAUCAUUCUCCUAUCCAGCCAUGCCGAAGCCCACAGUGUUUGUCCUUGGCUGCAGUGGAUCUGUGGGGUCUGCCACGGUGAGAGCUCUGUCUGAAAAGUACUCAGACAAAGUUAAAAUCCUAGCUGGAACCAGAGACCCAACAUUAGAGAGGGCAGUCGUGUUAAAAACCCUACCAGGAGUGACUGUCCUUCGAGCUGACAUGAAUGACAAAGAGGGAUUGCGUGAGCUGUUACGUGGCGUGAUGUCUUUGUUUAUUGUGACCCCAACCAAUGGCUGGAAACUUGCGAUUGGAGCAGCACUGGAAGCCAAGUCAUCUGGAGUUAAACACAUCCUUACUGUGAGUGUCCUUACUGUCGAGAUAACCGAUUCCAUCUACGGAAAACAGUAUGGCGAGCUGGAAUCAAGUGUGAAGGAUCUAGAUAUACCGUACACCUUUAUUCGCCUUCCUCCUUUCGUUGACAACUAUUGGGGCCACAAACAGUCUAUUCAAGAGAAGUCAUCAUUUAGUACCCCAGGGGACCCAACUAAACCUUUCUCAGCUGUUGUGGUAGCUGAUGCUGGGAGGGCUGCGGCGGCAAUCAUGGUCGAACGAGAGAAGCAUUAUGGAAAGACCUAUAAGUUGAUAAGCAAUCGCCAUACUCUGGGAGAGCUUGCUAGCACAUACAGCGAAGUCUUCGGUAGGAAAAUUAAAUAUGAACGAAUCUCUUACGAGAAUUGUAGAAAGCGUCUCAUCAACGUGGUUGGUUUUAGUGAAGAGGACGCCGAUGGAAUCUUAGAAAUCUACCGGAUGACGGAUGAAGAGAAUCCUUUGAUCGAUGAUCCCGAUAUGACACACUUGACCAAGAUCACUGGCGAAGAGCCUACUACUUUAAAGGAGUGGGUGAUUGAGGUAGCUGCAGCCUUCAAGUGACUGAGUUUUACUAUUAAGGCAUUGUUCACUAAGAC
This is a messenger RNA of Pocillopora meandrina, 1843 nucleotides long. Lineage: Eukaryota; Metazoa; Cnidaria; Anthozoa; Scleractinia; Pocilloporidae. The record is from the annotation of a GenBank genome assembly.